Molecule: messenger RNA, 554 nt
Organism: Guillardia theta CCMP2712
Lineage: Eukaryota; Cryptophyceae; Pyrenomonadales; Geminigeraceae
Gene: RPS20e
Product: small subunit ribosomal protein S20e, cytoplasmic
Exons: 2
Coding region: 25-390 (121 amino acids)
Biological process (GO): translation
Cellular component (GO): ribosome; cytosolic small ribosomal subunit
Molecular function (GO): structural constituent of ribosome
Source: RefSeq, a predicted model, not a curated record
GCAAGAAAGUCCAGCAGCAGGACAAUGGCGACAGCAGUCAAGAAAGUCGAAGGAGGAGAGGGAGGAGCUCCCGCCAGGAUCAGGAUCACCCUUUCCACCUCCAAGAGCGUUGCGAACUUGGAGAAGGUUUGUGCCGAUCUCAUCAAGGGUGCCAAGGACAAGGAGCUCCGUGUCCGCGGUCCUGUCCGCAUGCCUACUAAGGUUUUGAGGCUUACCGUCCGCAAGUCUCCUUGCGGAGAGGGAACCAACACCUGGGAUCGUUGGGAGAUGCGUGUGCACAAGCGCAUCAUCGACCUUUACUCUCCUCCAGAGACCGUGAAGCAGAUCACUUCCAUCUCCAUCGAGCCCGACGUCGAGGUCGAGGUCAUGGUGGUCGACCAGGUCAAGUAAGCAUGCAGAUCGGGGAAGAUAGGUUGUGAAGUUCCUCGCGCUCUUCACAUGAUGCUGCCUCUGUCGAGAGCGUGCGUGGCGAAGGAGCUUGUAAUUAAAUUACGGAAAAGCCAAAAAACAAGCAAGUUUAAUUUUCUUUAUGUCAGUAAAGAAUUCUUCGUCAA